Messenger RNA from Fusarium venenatum, 963 nucleotides. Its product is annotated as S-adenosyl-L-methionine-dependent methyltransferase. The record is from RefSeq and is a predicted model, not a curated record. NCBI's taxonomy places the organism in Eukaryota, Fungi, Ascomycota, Sordariomycetes, Hypocreales, Nectriaceae. Gene Ontology annotation, molecular function: S-adenosylmethionine-dependent methyltransferase activity.
AUGGCAGCUUCAGUAUCAAAAACAGAACACAAGCCACGUGACAUCAUCUUCCGGAACUAUUCUUUCGAACAAGCAUCGAACUAUGCCGAAGGACGACUUGGAUACUCAGACAACCUCAUUGAGUUCGUCUUGAAACAGCAUAGUUCAACUGGUGGUCAAAAUGGAGUCGUGUUAGACGCCGGAUGUGGACCUGGUCUAGCAACUCGAAUGCUGGCACCGCACUUUGAUGUCGCUUAUGGCGCCGACCCGGGGAACAGUAUGAUCGAGAAGGCUAAACAGAUCGGAGGGUCAUCCAAAGCCGGUACUCAAAUCGUAUACAAGAUGAGUAGUGCUGAAGAAGUUGACAAGAUCGAUGGUCUCGAUCAUUCUUCGGUCGAUCUCAUCACAGCAGCCACUGCGGCUCAUUGGUUUGAAAUGCCAAAAUUCUGGGAAGCAGCUGCCAAGUUGUUGAAACCGGGUGGUACCGUUGCCAUAUGGACAGUUUUCAGGAAAUCCGAUACGUUUGGUGACAACAAAGUACAGGCUCUUAUUGAAGACUUGAGAGAAAAUGUGCUUGCUCCGUACAACUCAGAGGGCAGUCAACUUACGCACGACGGAUAUGUCAACCUCGUCAUGCCUUGGGACGACCCGGCCACUGCUUCAUUGUAUGACCGUCAAUCGUCUACCCGCCACGAACUCAGUGCCAAGGAUGGGUAUUUUCCUAAGACCUACAUGAUGGACAGUAAACCUAGUGAUAUUCCACUAGACGAGGCACUUCAAAGGUUCGACAAACUAGUCAAUAGUUUUGGGGCGGUCAAUCGUUGGCAACAAGCCAAUCCUGAGUUGAUUGGAACGAAAGACGACAUUGUUAGGAUUUUGAUGAAUAAGCUGCGAGAGGCAGCCGAAGAGAAUGCAGGGUCACUGGAUUUGUCAAGCCUGGCAGAAAGAUUUGCAAUCGCGGUUAUUAUUGUGAAGAGGGUAUGA